GCAAUUUCCUCACUACGUGUCGGAAGAUCCAAUCGUCUUUGAUGUAUGAUCGAAGGUCGUUACGUGUUACACGAGCUCUGAAUAGCUCGUCUAUCCAACACAUGUUCCCUGUACUUUGGUGGAGUUAUCGAACUUAACAAGCCCAAUGGAGAACUUCUGUAAUGGCAGAAAAGCAUUUUGGACCGUGGUCGGUUUUUCUCAGUUUUUUGGACUUCUUGCACUCACUCUACUCGUAGUCUGGAACUGCGUUUAUAAUGGUGGCUUCGCAUGGGACGGAAGGUACAGAGAGUUUGCCAUCCAUCCGUUAUGUAUGUUGCUAUCUGUACUUCUGUUUGGAGAAGGUUCUUUGAUAUACCGAACAUGUGGUUGCUUCAAUCGACCAACUGUAAAAGCUCUACAUGCUGUAAUCAUGUUUCUUGCUGUGGCACUCGCCGUUUUCGGUUUGAUUACCAUUUUCUUAUUCCACUCAAGUAUGCACGACGGUAACAUGUACACAAUGCAUAGUUGGUUAGGCAUGGCAACCAUUGUUGGAGUAAUUAUACAGUUUCUUGCUGGUGGGAUCGUGUUCUUUAUACCAUGGAAAGCAAACUCAAUACGCAAAAUAUACACGCCUAUUCAUAAAUACGGUUCAUUUGCUUUGCUUGGUAUGCUGCAGUCGAGUGUUCUUACCGGUGUGUUAGAUGACAUAUUUCUUUGCAUGAGCAACAAAGAGUACGAGAAAUUGAACCCGCAUGCAGUCAUGUUUAACGUGGUCGGUCUUCUGUGUUUGGCAUUUGUGCUGUCAAUCAUGUACGUUAUAUUUCGUGUUGAUUGGAAACGAGGUGUAAAUGGGAAAAACUGUAAAACUAAAACUGAAUCUUUGCUACCUUCUACGUCAUUGCCUAAUGAAACCGAUCAACUUUUAGAAAAGCAAUCACUCAAAGAGUUAAACCCGUAACAUAUAGUUUUAUAAUAUCGUGUGUUUACCUCAAAUUCCCGAAACCUCUAAUAAUUAUUCAUUUUUUAGCACCAGAUAUGGUAUUUUUCAAAACAUAAAUUAAUGUUUAAAUUUAUAGACCCGUUACUUUUUUUCCCAAUUCGAAUGUAUUUGUUUUCAAUCUUAUAUACCGCUGCUACAACAAUGUAAACAAAUCAUCUAUCGUAUUCACGAGCGAUUUAAAUUGGCAAGAUAUAUGCCCAUGCUAAAAUAAACGGACAUUUGAUAUUUAAAUAUCAAAAUA
This is a messenger RNA of Ciona intestinalis (vase tunicate), 1220 nucleotides long. The record is from RefSeq and is a predicted model, not a curated record. Lineage: Eukaryota; Metazoa; Chordata; Ascidiacea; Phlebobranchia; Cionidae.